This is a messenger RNA of Synchiropus splendidus (mandarinfish), 4762 nucleotides long. RefSeq names its product ubiquitin specific peptidase 40 (gene usp40). Bases 437 to 4213 code for a protein of 1258 amino acids. Gene Ontology annotation, cellular component: cytosol; nucleus. The transcript has 30 exons. Gene Ontology annotation, molecular function: cysteine-type endopeptidase activity; cysteine-type deubiquitinase activity. Gene Ontology annotation, biological process: protein deubiquitination. The record is from RefSeq and is a predicted model, not a curated record. NCBI's taxonomy places the organism in Eukaryota, Metazoa, Chordata, Actinopteri, Syngnathiformes, Callionymidae.
UCCGGAGGAAACAUGGCUGCCUGCUGUCCACCGAAUGUAUUGUUGUUUACAUAUCAUGCGCUAGCUUGUUUAAGACAAACAGCUGAGAGACAUUGGUCUUCGAAAAGUCAUUGAGUUGUUCAGGUUCUGAGGAAAUCCUUAACGUUUAGGUAAACACGUUUUCUGUUGCGGACAGCCCAGGCAUUUUUCGCUGAGCUGUCAUCCCAAAAGCGAAAGAAAAGAGUCGUGAAAUUCGUAAAAUUGUCGUUACGCCUCAGGUAUUUUGGUUUUCUGUGAUUGGGGUCGCUAUGUUUAGUCCCGUGAAGGCUUCUUAUUUCAGAGUUAGCCCGGCCAUUGUGAACAGAGAGCUCGGCAAGACCAAGAUGAGAUAGCAAGAAGAAACGUCGUGGUGCGAAUAUUUACAACAGGGAAAAACAGAUACAGCGGUCCAAACGCCAUGUUUGGGAAUCUAUUUGAGGACGACGAGGAGGAAAGUUCCUCUUCGAGAACCAGCAAAAGCAGAGUGUCGAAGGGUGUCGAGGAGCCGCCGCCACCCCGGGGAAGAAGCAACCUGUGCGGCAUCAAGAACCAGGGAGGGACCUGCUACCUGAACUCGCUUCUUCAGACACUGCUGUUCACCCCGGAGUUCAGAGAGGAGCUGUUCAGGCUGGUUCCAGAUGAGCUGGGGUGCCUCGACGAUAAAGACAAACCAGGGGCCAAAGUUCGGGUCAUACCUCUGGAACUGCAGAGACUCUUCACUCGUCUACUACUGGUGGACCAGCAGAGCGCCUCCACGUCGGACCUCACAGAGAGCUUUGGCUGGAACAGCAGCGAGGGAACAAAUCAACAUGACGUGCAGGAGCUCAACAGGAUCCUCUUCAGCGCUCUAGAGCACUCCCUUGUGGGCACCAGUGGUAGUUCCUUCAUCCACAGACUGUACCAUGGUACCAUCGUCAACAGCAUUGAGUGCAAGGAGUGUGGAAACGUGAGCCAGAGACAGGAGGACUUCAUGGAUCUGACGGUGUGUGUCUGUGGAGUGUCCAGUCUGGAGGAGGCUUUGUGGAACAUGUUUGUCGAGGAAGAAUUGUUCGAUGGCAAUAACCUUUAUCGCUGCACCCAGUGUGACAGACUGGUCACUGCUGCCAAGUCUGCCAAGCUGAGCAAGCUGCCUCCAUUUCUCACCAUAUCCCUGCUGAGGUUCAGCUUUGACUUUUCCAAAUGUGAGCGAUAUAAGGAGACCGGGCGCUACAGCUUCCCUCUCACCAUCAACCUGCGCCCCUUUUGUGAGCAGACGGAUGACGAUGACUCGGAUUACUCCUACGAGCUGUUCUCCGUGAUCAUCCACAAGGGAGGCUGCUAUGGCGGCCACUACCACGCCUACAUCAGGGACAUCGAUCAGCUCGGGAACUGGGAGCCGCCGGAGGAGGACUGUAAACAGAAGACACACACGAAAGUGGUCCAAACUACUUCUGAGCCCACACUGAAGGAGGACGACCCUCUUUCAGUGCUCACUACCAUUAUCGCUCAGGAGCCAUUAAAGAGUGUUCUGUUGGACCAACUGGGUCAAAAACUCCAGGAUAAGAUCGGGUCGUCGUGGAGCAAGAAGUUCAGGAAACAGUACGGCCCCAUCGGCAAGUUCCUGCAGCUGCACAAAGAUGUUUUCAUGUUGGUGUCUAAUGGCACCCGUGUUGCACUGAAGACCAACCCCACCACCACACAGGACCAGUCCCCCAGCCCGACCACAGAAGCCACUGCAGCAGCUGCUGAAGAGCAACCGGCAAGACUUCCUGAGCCAGAACCAGAGGGUCACCACUGGUUCGACCUCAAUGACUCCACGGUGACCCCCAUCAGAGAGUCUGACAUCGAGAAGCAGUUCCAGGGCAAAGAGAGCGCCUACAUGCUCUUCUUCAGAAAGACGCAGCUCAGCAGACCCAGCGAAGCUCUUGGCUGUCCUCAAUACAAAGUUCCGGAUCACCUCGUCCAGUUGGCUCGAGAGGAGAACGUCAAGCUGCAGAAGACGCGUGAGGAUGUGGAAACCAGUAACAACACUAUAGAUCUGCAUCUGCACCUGGGGCCGUCGUACCGGCUGACAAAUGGGGCCCUGCAGCCGCUGGCUGACGAUCCCGGCGGAUCCACUUCUCUCAGCUUUGAUCGGAGAAAAACUGUUGGAGAGCUGAGGCUGGCCAUUUAUCAGCAACAGGAACUGUGGGAAGGGGACAUGGUUCUUACUGUGGCCCGAAACCUUCCAGCAGGUCUUCACCUCUACAACACUCUCACAGAUGACAACAUCUCUUUGUACGCAGCUGGAAUCUUCAGCAACUCUGAUCUGUUUGUUUGGAACGGUCGAGAGGUUUGUGGGGCCGGGGUUUUGACUGGGGACCAGUGGGAGCCGCUGCUGCUCACUGUGGUUCGCCCCUUUCUGGGUGAGGAUCUGGAACCAGAGAACAAUGUCGGUAGUGGGGAUGGUGGAGGUGCAGUUGAAAAUGGGGUUCCUGGCUUGAUGAAGGAAGCGAGGGGCUUUGCUGGGGGCGCCACUCUGGGUGAAGUGAGGGAAGCACUCGGGGAGCCAGAGGAGAGUCUAAUAUGUCAGGAGCAUAAAGCGAGAGGGGAUCAGGGUGCAGGAGGAGAAGGAGGAGGAGCCAGCGGCUGGAGAAUAUUCCCCCCGGAUGACAUGCAGCGGACACUGAAAGAGCUGUCCCUGAAAGAUGGAGAUGCUCUGCUGGUGCUGGAGCCGCACUCGUUCGACAGCAGCGUGUUCUCCAUCAACGGCGACGUGGUCACCGUGACAACGCCAUCUGACUGUCGCUGGCUCCAGGUGGACUUCACGCCCACAGCAGGAGAGACAGCAGAUGAGAAGAGGAGAAUCAAAGUUGCGGCCACUGGCAGCAUGUUGCUGUCUGAGGUGAAGCUGAGGGCAGUUGAGGAGCUUCAGUCGCAGCAGCGACAGCAGCUUCCAGGUGCAGAGCUCUGUUUGAGGCAGGUGGACUGCACCGGGAAACUCCUUCCUCCAGUGUGUGAGGAGCUGAGUGUUCGGGAGGCAGGCGUGCGGCUCAUGACCACACUCACUCUCUGUGCUGGUGUUGCCCCCAAGGCGUCACAGCUUUUCUUGAACUACUGUGUGGGAACAGCGUCCUCUGCUGACGUGGAGAUGAACAUCGUUGUGGAGAAGGCCUGCACUGUCAAAGAAUGUUUGAAGUUGAUGUUGGACAGUGUUGGACUUGAAGGCUCCUGUUGGCACUUGAGGAGGCUCGACUGGUGUGAGGAAGUGGGCGAGCCGCUGAUGGACGAGGAUUCUUCUCUGGUGGAGCUAAAGGUGCAAAGUGGAGAUACCCUGGUCAUCACAGAAGGACAGCUUCCUCCAAAAGGGUUCCUGCAGCUGACUGUGUGGCUGCACCGCAGUGACCCGGGGUCACCACUGGAAACACACCCCACUGACAACGGCCCCGCCGGGGAAAGUGUAGUUCUGCCCGGCCACAACAAGGUGGCGCUGAGCCGGCUAGGACAAGUGGAGCUCUCGGAUGAAGUGAGCCUGGAGGAUCUCAAGAUUCACGUGUCGACUCUUCCGGCUCUUCAGGACGUGUGUGUUCCAACCCCUGGGUUCAUGCGCGUGUGGCAGCUGGAGGGGCGCCGGCUGGCUCGCAUCCUCCGGGGGGCGCACCUCACUCUCAGGAAGCUGAAGCUCUCCUCCGGCUCUGAGGUCUGUGUGCAGCACCUUCUGAAGGAGGAGAAUCUGGGGCCCAAGGAGGUCUUGCUGAGCGCUGCCAUGGGAGUUCCAGGAGAGAGGAGUUACUACCCUUCUGAGGAGCUGGUGUGGGACGCUUCCAGAGAUGCCUCCGCUCGCUCGCUGCGCGCCUGCCUGGCGGCGCACUACGGUCUGGCUCCAGACUCUCUGCUGCUGGCCAAACACCAGCCUGACCGACACAGCUGGGAGGAAAUCAGCAGCUGGAAUCAGCAAGUGUCUUCAAAGAAAAAGAAGAAGAAGGCGGAGUCGCUGCUUUCAGCCCCGUUUCACUUGAAAGACGGUGAUGUCAUCGGCAUCAAGAACCUGGGCGUCGACACCAACCGAGACUUCAGCACGGUGCAGGACGACUGGGGUCAGCAGCGGUUGCGAGAGCUGGCGGAGCAGCGGAGGAAAGGCUGCGACUCGGCCGACGGAGACGGCGCUCAGAAGAAAACUGCCAAGUGCAGGAAGCCAGAAGUGGGUCUGUCCAUCAGCGUGGCCCAGUUUAGAUAGCACAUCCCACUGUAACCACAAUCUGCUGGGCCUCUGGAUGAUGUGCUUUAACUCUAAUUCUCUUGGAAGAUGGUCAUUUCAAUGCAGUAUUACUACGUACUACAUACUUGCCUGCUUCAUUUGGCUUUCUAGAGCAGAUGCCUGCGGUGAAAUCUCUCUGAUGACGUGGUAUAAAAUAUGUUUUGAGACAAUCAGGGAUGAUUUCUGACAAAGAGUAAACACACACCCUCUGCAUUCUACCUCCUCCUCGCUCCAGAAUGGUUCACUCACAACCACAAGUGGAAUCAGAAAACUGCUAUUCUCUGUAUUCGGAUCCGGUUCGAUUCGAUCGAAUCCCGUCGAGAUACAGAAAAUAAUCGGACUUGUCAGUAGUUGAUCCAGUUUUUUCUUUUCUUUUUCAAUAUGAUUAUGGACUGGCUUUUUGUCUUAAUCUGGCCUUAAUCGGUGCCAAUCUGUUUAUUUUCUAAUGGAUUUUUAAAAGUCCCGGCUCAUGAAAACAUUGUUUCUGGGUGUCUCUUGUUUAGUAACUUAUUAUCAAUAAAGCUCUGC